AUGGACAAAUCAUCCUCCUCGCGUCUCCAAAACGACUUUGGCGCAGAUCUCUGGGUCCGCAACGGUCCUCAGAAGAGGUCUCCUACUCUCGGCCGGGGCCUGUUCGCCGGCUUACAAGAUGCGAAGCAUUAUAACGUUGACUCCGGGUGGGCAAAGCGCACCAACGAUGCAGACCAGGGGGGGAUCUUCUCCUUAUUCUGGAACAGGGUAUUCGGGGGAGCCUAUCGUCCGCCGGAGUGA
Molecule: messenger RNA, 240 nt
Organism: Penicilliopsis zonata CBS 506.65
Lineage: Eukaryota; Fungi; Ascomycota; Eurotiomycetes; Eurotiales; Aspergillaceae
Exons: 3
Coding region: 1-240 (79 amino acids)
Source: RefSeq, a predicted model, not a curated record